AGAGCGCACUUUCAGAUUCCGCGAUAUUCAGAUACCGAUAAAAAAGACACUCAUUUGUGUCACAUUCAAAGGUCGACUUAUAUUUCACCUUAAAAUCAUUAAAUCUUCGGUAUAGAGUGUGAGCAUACGGCUCGAGUUAUCCUACAGUCUCUAUGUUGGAGUUUCAUGGAGCGAUGUGCAAGACAGUGCUACUGUUAUUCCUCGUAUACCAAUUUUCGAAAGGAAUGGAACAACCUCAGGUUCCGCAAGGACCGGAGCAGCAAUUUAAUCAGCUCCUCCAGAAUCAAGGGUUGGGCUACCUUGUGGCCGCGAACGCAGAUCCUGAUCAACUAGAAGCGAGAGACUGCAUCAAAGAAUGUCAUCAGUCGUUCGGACUCGUAUACGCGCGUCAAAGAAACAAUUGGAUUCCCGUCGCAACAGGAACAAUCUUGAUCGGGGAUCCGUUUUUCGAGAACGAAUGCAUCUGCGAGCUGACCGGCAAUUUCAAGGGCCUCCUGGGAACGAAAUCCAGAAAAGCUUAUUAUAAUACUAUUUUCAGAACCUCUGCGUGGACCUUCAAAAGACUUGUAAGGUUGAAUUUCGAAUGGAGACCGUUUGAUGAUGGGCUGUUGUUCUGUCUCGCCCGCUCAGCACCCCGCCGCGGCCAGUCGCAAAUGGGUGGUUAACAGAGAAAACUAGCAUCAUCCCGUUUUUUAUUCUGAAAUUUCAAUCCAAGUAUUGUGUUUAACACUGUGUGCUUACAUAUCUUUAAGCCUAAAUUAAGGGGAAGAAGAAAAGAACUAGAAGUUUGUUUACCAUAAUCAAUAAUUAAGGAGAAUCCUUGGUGCAUGGGAAGCAACGUUUACAAUAGAUCGUAUUCGAUAGUGGUUCGAUGUAUCGUUUGGUUCAAAACAAUAGAACAGAACCUCAAACAAAAAGUUUAGGAUUUAAGUUGGAGAAACUUAAAAGGAGAAAAUUCCUAGUAAUUUUACUCUUCAUAGCCAUUUUGUACUCGUAGGUAUCAAAAAUCAAUGACAAAAAACCGCUCCCUUGGAUUACUCAAUUGGCUUUUGAGGCUAUGCUAACAUAUUGAACCAAUCGAUAUCGAUACAAUCUUACCUCUUUGCUGUGACGAUUACGAUCCAUGAGCAGUUAAGACCUUUCAGACAUGAAUUAGUUCGGGGAAUUUUUUGUGAUUUGGAGAAAAUCGAGAUCAGGGAGAGACCAUUGUACAUUUUUUCAAGGUACGAUAUUUUUCUUCUUAAAAAACCAAAAAAGCUCCAUUCAAAAAACUUGCAGCUUAACACUUAUAGUAUGGCUUGUAUCCACAAAUAGCUAGAACCAGUUUCAAAUUACUUUUCCUUUUUUGCUACAUGCGCGGGAUAGGGAAUUACACACAACAAAAGGGGAAAAGUAAUCUAGAACUGGCUCUACUUGAUGUCAUUUUGCAGGCUAAAACACGAGGAUAACUAAAUAACACUAGUUAAUUUAUGUCUCCAGUAAUAUCGUAAGAUAAUUUGUAUCCAGAAUGGGGAAGGGAAGUUUUAUGUUUGACAAGUGGUUUUUGGCAGUAAUAAUCCUCAUACAUGUUUUUAAUCAAAUAAGGUAACGCUUACUACUGUGGUAAUAAACUUUCAGUUGACGCUACCACGUGUUACUAAUGAAUAGCAUCAAAAAACCUCUCCUAUGUAUUAAGGCUAAUGCGGCUAUAGUUGAAACGAAUAAUUAUCACUAAAGAACGUUGACGCGUGCGACUGGGGUCUGUUGCGUCAAAAGUUAAAACGAAAAUCGCUAAAAAUACUGAAUGGUGUAAAGAGUGUAUAGAGUCGGCUGCGACGAACUGGAGAGGAAAAUUUGCAUAAGGUAUCCCGAAAGUACCGAAUUCUUCCCGUUUUUGAGUUAACGGUAAAAUCUAAUUACUAACGGUUUUUGCGCAUACAAGGCUCUCAAUUGAAUCCUCAGGUUUAAAAGGGUUUUCGAGCUCCCCGCUUCCAGAUUCUAAAAACGUGCUGGAAAAAUGCCAAAAUUUCGCUUUAGACGUUAUUUCUAUAAUAUUAUAUCUUUGGAAAUUUUCAAGUUUGGGACCUACACACAAGACCUCGUAGCAAACCUGCUAGGAUUUAAUCUAGAGCCCUGCGAAAACCGCAAGUCGAUAGCUUUUACCGAUUGCUGAAAAACUGGAAGCAUGCUUUCAGUAGUGCUUUCGGGACACCUACUGUAGUCUGUAUAUUGUCAAGGGCAACGCAUAGUCUGACUAAUUAGUGGAAUUUUUAGAUGUACCCACACACAAUACUCAUCACAGCAACGGAAGCAUCAGAGAAAUCGCACGCAAGAACACAUUGUUUUAAUCAACGCUCUUAUAGUGAUGCUGCGUCUGUUCUGGUUGUAAGAAAUUAAAAGUUUUUGUCGAUGAGCCUGUGCCAAUUGUGAACUAGAUAUGAAAUGAGCAUCGCGUAAUGCAUUUGAAGCAAAUUAGUUUAAAAGGGUAGAAAAGCACUUCUUGACGAGGCGAAAAAAAUACCUAAACUGUGGUGGUCAAAAUAAUUGAAAAUAAAUUGGCAGACAUUAAAUUUUGGGAGUAGGUAUACUGGGGAAAACCCGUAAAAAUUGUGUAAAUAUAUAAAGGUUGAACAAAA
Messenger RNA from Bemisia tabaci, 2615 nucleotides. Lineage: Eukaryota; Metazoa; Arthropoda; Insecta; Hemiptera; Aleyrodidae. The record is from RefSeq and is a predicted model, not a curated record.